Rhodamnia argentea is the source of this 2345-nucleotide messenger RNA. RefSeq names its product disease resistance protein RUN1-like. Bases 260 to 2161 code for a protein of 633 amino acids. NCBI's taxonomy places the organism in Eukaryota, Viridiplantae, Streptophyta, Magnoliopsida, Myrtales, Myrtaceae. The record is from RefSeq and is a predicted model, not a curated record. The transcript has 2 exons.
GGUCGUCUUCAGAUGCAUGACCUAAUCAGAGAUCUCGGAAGGGAAAUUGUCCGAGAGGAGAAUUAUCUGAAUGCAGGAAGUCAAAGCAGGUUGUGGGAUUCCAAUGAAUGCCUUCGCAUACUUCGUGAACCGGUAUGGUUAAGUUACUGAUACAUAGUAAAACUGCAAAUUCCUUGGUAAAAAAGUUGACAGGAAUUUCUGCGUCUGAUGUUAAAGUUCACUGAUGGUUGUUAUCUUUUUGUAGAUUGACUACCAGCGAAUGAGCACUGUUGAAUCACUUAGGUUACAAUUCCCUGAGGUACAGACGCUUUCAAGUCAGGAAUUUGCUGCUCUCCCAAAGCUAAGGUCACUUCAUGUCGACGCGGUGAAGUUCACUGGAGAUUAUAAGAAUGUUUUCAGAGAAUUGAGAUGGCUAUGUUGGGAUCGUUGUCCUGCAGACUUUGAUGCGACCAAUUUCUUUCCGAGCAAUCUAGUCGUUCUCAAGAUUUCUUAUAGUGAACUUGGAGAUGAUUGGCCUGGAUGGCACCAAAUCACGAAAUCAUCAAAGUUGAAAGUACUGAAACUUGAAGAAUGCAGCCGCUUAACUAGAUUGCCCUUCCUCUCUGCCCUCUCGAGCUUGGAAAGAUUGAUUGUACAAAAUUGCCAAAGCUUGGUUGAACUCGAUGAAUCGAUUGGUAAGCUAGUGCAAUUAAAUUACUUGGAAAUUGAUGGGUGCAAAUCUCUGAGAGAGUUGCCCGAAGAAGUCGCUUGUCUGAAGGCUUUGAAGGAGCUGAUAAUUAGAGGGACAGUACUUGGUCCUGUUGGUUCGUAUCUUCCCCCCUCACUCGGUAAUCUGCAGUCUUUGACAAGGCUAGAGAUGGAAAGUGUCGGCAUUAGCGAACUUCCACACACAAUUGGAGAGCUAAAGGAUCUUAAAAUCUUGUGUUUGUCCAGAUGUUAUGAGCUAAGAAAGCUUCCAGACUCAAUUGGGGGAUUGGAAUCACUAGUUGAGUUGGAUCUGUCUUAUGCCAAAGUAACAGAACUACCUGAGUCGAUUGGAUUCCUGAGCAAUUUGAAGGUGAUAAGGGUAGAUCAUAGUGGGAUAAGCAAGAUCCCAGUGACUAUACGCAUGAUGGAGAAGCUUCAAGAAUUUCAUGCUGAAAAAUGCUUGAAGUUGGAGGGAGAUAUUCCUCGUGGAAUGGGGAGUCUCUCCUUUCUGAAAAUCCUGAACUUAUCCGACACUCGCGUUCGAUCUGUGCCCACAACAAUCAACCAGCUUUCUCAUCUCCAGGAACUCAAUUUGAAAGGUUGCCAUGAGCUUAGACAAAUCCCGGAGCUUCCCCCCAGUUUGAUUAACCUGUAUGUCGAGUCUCGCUCGCUAAAGACAGUCCCGGACCUCUCAAACCUGACCGGUUUAGUCAACCUAAUUGUAUCUGACUGCUGUGAUGAAUCUCUUUCUAGCCCAUGGGAUGCCGAUUGUGUCCAAACUCCAAACCUGAAGUGGGUUGGGAGGUUGUCUAGACUGGAGACGCUGAAACUGGUUCAUAAAAGCAUCACUGCACCACCGGUGGAGUUAGCUUCGCUUCCUGGCCUGGAGCAAUUGGUUCUGUCUUGUUUUGAACUACAAUCACUCACUCAGCCGCUUCCUCCCACGCUGUCCGUGUUGAAGCUUAUAAACUUCAACUCAUUGGCAGAAUUAUCUCCCCAUUCUGACUUGAAAUAUUUGUCAAGUUUGGAGCUAUGUAAAUCGUGGCUGAUGGAAAUUCCACUCAAUCGGUUUGGACAAUUGGAGAAUCUGAGGGAACUGACGGUGUCGAACUGCGCUUUUCUUGGGCGGUUGUCCUGUCUGUCAGGCUUGAAGAAACUCAGAGUGCUGUGCUUGUUGAACUGCCCGAAGCUAGUUGAGAUCCAAGAUCUCGUCGAACUGGAAUCACUGGAAGCUAUAAGGAUCGAGCAGUGCUGUUCCCUGGUAAGGUUGCCUAAUCUCUUGAAUUUGAAGAAGUUGAGGGCCAUGGAAAUCAGAUUCUGCAGAUCAUUACCGAGUUUGCCUUCUCUAUCUCGGGUAGCUUUUGAAGAUUGUCAUCUAGUAGUUGACGGGUGCGAUAAGCUAGCCAACCACAACGGCCCUUUUUGGCUUCACAAGUACAGAAGGCAAUGUCCGAACCCCCGUUCGCGCCUAUGAGUUGGAGAAUAGAGAACACUCGCCUUGUCCCGUUUGCUUGUACUUUCUCUUUCCUUCUAUUUCCCAGGUUGUGCUCUUAUUUCUUCUUGACUUCCCAGUUAGCAUCCUCUGGAUUGACAGAAGAUGCUAACGCGUGUAAUAAGACAUUACAUAUGUAUGAGCAGUCUAGUGAUUUCUCUCUUUA